AGUCUGAAAAAUCAACAAUAAAACAAGAGUCUCUAUCCAUCCAUCCAUCUUCAAAAGAAAAGCUGCUUCCUUAGUUUUUAAUUAUCCUAAGAAGUUCGUCAAUGGUGACUGUUCUCUUUGCCAACCUAUCACAAUGUUAAAAAAAUUCACUCCCUCGAUCCUCAACUCAACCACUAUUAUUAUAUUACUCCACUAUACUAUGUUUUGAUUACAUAUAUAUACAGUAAUAGAGAUUGUCUUUUAUUUAUUUAUAAGUGUGAAGUUUUUGUUCUUUUGAAAAUCAAGUGAUUCUCUCUCUCUCUCUCUCUCUCUCUCUCUCUCUUGUGUACCCUAUAAUCAUAAUCAUCAUGACCAAAGGAAACUUGGGCCUCGGUCUCAAACUCUCUGUUCCUGCAACUGAUCAAGCUGCUUUUGCCAAGUUUCUGACUGAAAGUGGAACGUUUAAGGAUGGAGAUCUGCUUGUUAACAGAGAUGGAGUUCGAAUUGUCUCUCAAAGUGAAGUUGAAGCUCCACCCCCAAUCAAGGCAACAGACGACCAGUUAAGUUUGGCGGACAUAGACGCAGUGAAAGUCGUUGGGAAGGGAAAUGGAGGGGUGGUGCAAUUGGUGCAACACAAAUGGACUAAUCAGUUUUUCGCAUUAAAGGUAAUUCAAAUGAAUAUUGAAGAGUCCGUGCGCAAGCAGAUAGCUAAAGAGCUGAAAAUUAAUCAAGCAGCACAAUGUCCCUAUGUUGUUGUCUGCUACCAAUCAUUCUAUGACAAUGGUGUCAUAUCAAUCAUCUUAGAGUACAUGGAUGGAGGUUCCUUGGCUGAUCUUCUGAAGAAAGUUAAAACAAUUCCGGAACGUUAUCUUUCUGCCAUCUGCAAGCAGGUGCUGAUGGGUUUAAUAUAUCUUCACCACGAAAGAUAUAUUAUCCACAGAGACUUGAAACCUUCUAAUCUGUUGAUUAAUCAUAUAGGCGAAGUAAAGAUUACUGAUUUUGGUGUUAGUGCAAUUAUGGAAAGUACAUCUGGUCAAGCAAAUACUUUCAUUGGCACAUGCAACUAUAUGUCUCCGGAGAGAAUCAACGGAAGCCAACAUGGCUACAACUACAAAAGUGAUAUAUGGAGUUUGGGACUAAUAUUGCUUGAGUGUGCUAUGGGGCGGUUUCCAUAUACACCACCUGAUCAAAGUGAAAAAUGGGAAAGUAUAUUUGACCUUAUUGAAACUAUUGUCGACAAACCUCCUCCUACUGCUCCAUCUGAACAAUUCUCUACAGAAUUUUGCUCAUUUAUCUCUGCAUGUCUACAGAAAAACCCGGCGGAUAGACUGUCGGCUCAGGAACUUAUGAGACUUCCUUUCAUCAGCAUGUAUGAUGACUUGCAUGUGGAUCUUUCAUCUUACUUCUCCAAUGCAGGAUCUCCACUCGCAACCUUAUAAAAUAUUACUGCUGCUUGGCGCUUGCAUAUGGGUCGCAUUUGCAGAUGAGUCGGAUAAACCAGCCCCUAUAGUUAUGCCGAAGAUACUGUAUUCUGUUGUUUAGUGAUUGAGUUCAAUAACUUGUGAGAAACUCAUAGAUGCAAAGUUAAAGGAAUUGCCAUGAUUGGAACUUUGUGAAGGAUUUUAAUGAUGAACAUUGAGUAUUAUUUAAGGCCACUUGCAGCAAAAUGCUUGAAAUUUUAUGAUUGCAACAGAACUUACCCCUAGGAUUUGCCUAAGAUGCAGAGAAUAUUAUCUGUUGUACAAAUUUAUAAUUAUUGAGUUACAAGUUUUUUCA
Cicer arietinum (chickpea) is the source of this 1755-nucleotide messenger RNA. It is a transcript of the gene CAMKK3, whose product is annotated as mitogen-activated protein kinase kinase 3. Lineage: Eukaryota; Viridiplantae; Streptophyta; Magnoliopsida; Fabales; Fabaceae. Gene Ontology annotation, biological process: MAPK cascade; protein phosphorylation. Gene Ontology annotation, molecular function: ATP binding; MAP kinase kinase activity. The record is from RefSeq and is a predicted model, not a curated record.